This is a messenger RNA of Mizuhopecten yessoensis (Yesso scallop), 1272 nucleotides long. RefSeq names its product piRNA biogenesis protein EXD1-like. The record is from RefSeq and is a predicted model, not a curated record. Gene Ontology annotation, biological process: nucleobase-containing compound metabolic process. Bases 458 to 1246 code for a protein of 262 amino acids. The transcript has 7 exons. Lineage: Eukaryota; Metazoa; Mollusca; Bivalvia; Pectinida; Pectinidae. Gene Ontology annotation, molecular function: nucleic acid binding; 3'-5' exonuclease activity.
AGUAUGUAGACAUAUCGGUAAUCAGAAGGUAGGUGAAAGCCGCCGACGAUCGGGUCAUUUUUUGUGAUCGAUCAAGCGUAAAUUUUAUACCGUAAGGUUUUAUGUCAAUUUGAAUGUAAGUUAAAUAUGGUCACAUACAAAGUGUUAAAUGGCUUUUAUUGAAAACGAAAAUUGUCGUUUUCUCAUUUGACUGUGUAUAUAAUACAGGGACGUUUCUCUUAUCAACCAAGUAGGACACUUAAUUGAACAGUGAAAUCUGUUUGGUACAACAAGCUCGUCCCAGAAUAUAUCGCCAGUUUAACACCGAAGACGAAUUUCAUUUAGUAUCUACCUGUCGGAAGUCACAGGUAUAUGUGAGCAGAUUGGAUACCAGAGUUAAGGUAGAAUAUCACCAAACAUCGACUAAAGGAUACAGAUAACUGGGAUAAACCACCAAAUCUUACACCAGAGGGGCAGGAUGCCACCAAACCUCCAUUACGUGAACUCCGUCUCUGCCUCCGAGAAGACCGUCAACAAACUACUGUGUCUGGAGGUACCGGUGGUAGGAUUAGCCUGCAAGGGAAUCAAUGUCGGGAAGAAAGGAACUCUAACACUGAUAGCGGUAUCCACGUGUGACGGUGAUGUCUACCUAUUUGAUGUCAAGGUCAAACCAGAGAUUGUCCUUGAUGGGGGACUUAUACGGCUGUUGCAGUCUGUCGAAAUUGUCAAGGUUAUCCACGACUGCAGUCAGGCGUGUGCCAAUCUCCACUUCUCGUUUGGGGUGACACUAAAGAACUACUUUGACACACAGACUGCAGGGUCGGUAAUCCUGGAAUCCCUUGGUCUUCCACCACGUCGUAUAACAUUCGACAGUCUGUGUACACGGUAUCAAAUCGACAGGUUCAUUCCCGACCCACAGCUACAGAACCGCAUUAAAAGUGAUAUGAACUACUGGGGACUUCGCCCCGUCACCAGGGCCAUGCUGAACGUAGCCGCCUCAGAUGUACUGCCUUUAACCCCUGACCUCUACGACAUCAUACACCAACAGUUGAGCCCUGAUUGGCUGGAUUGGUUUGACUGUCGGAGCGAGGAAAACCGCUUGAUGUACAUUAGUCCUAAAAAAGCCAAGGAGAUACAGUGUUCCCGGAUACACAGCGAUGCACGUGACCGACGGUACCUUUUCCGGACACCCGCUUCUAUGAUGUCCCGGGACAACCUGCCCUAUGUCAGGGAUACGGUACCAGAUACAGAUUUCACUCAAGAAUGACGUGUGGGAACUAAACAUAAUACCGG